AGGUCUAAUGAGAGCACAUUGGCAUUUGUCACUGCAGGGCUGCAUGUGGCUGCCCAAGGUUACCAAGCUGGUGCAGAGCAAAUCAGGCAACUUAUAUUUAGCCUUGCAAAUGGCGCGCUGUGGAUUAUGUCUUGGUGCUCUCCGGUUUCGUCUUCAGUGCGUUUUGUUGCAUGAAGGGGGGCUGUGGAUCAUGAAGAGGCUUCCACUCAGUCACUCUUCUCCUGGAGGUGGAGGGCUAUUCGGAGAGUCCCCAAGACACGGGAGACGACACGCUUGAGUUGGACUGACAGUUGUGCGGAGGGUGAGCAGGGGGUUGCUUUCCAUACCAGCAGAGGACGACCAGAGUCACUGGACAUAUCACAGAUUAUUUCACCAGGGUACUGAGGUUUGGGAUCAAACAACAACAUGGAUGUACUCGCCUUAGAGGCAAAGAGUGUCAAUGGAUCAGAUGCUGAGAAGAAGUCUGCACCAAGGCCAAAGCCAAAACCUCCCAAAAAGGCCAAAAGGAUUGUUUAUUUUGAGGUGGAGAUUGUGGACUUAAAGACUAAAGAGAAACUGCUGCUAUUGGACAAGGUGGAGCCGACUGCCACUGUGUUGGAUAUUAAAGCUUUAUUUCAAAAAUCAUAUCCAAAGUGGUAUCCAGCCAGACAAUCCCUGCGUUUGGAUCCAAAGGCCAAGUGUCUCAGGGAUGAGGAAGUACUGCAGACGCUUCCUGUGGGAACCACAGCCCAUUUUUACUUCAGUGACCUAGGACCCCAGCUCACAUGGGGAACCGUGUUCCUGUCAGAGUGUGUUGGCCCACUGAUCAUCUACUUAAUGUUCUACUUCCGCCUUCCCUUCAUUUACUCUCCAAAAUAUGACUUCACCAGCAGCAAGCACUGGGUUGUACACUUGGCGUGUAUGUGUCACUCCUUCCAUUACAUCAAGAGGGUCCUGGAAACACUUUUUGUUCAUCGUAUCUCCCAUGGGACCAUGCCUCUCAGAAACAUAUUUAAGAACUGUGGCUAUUACUGGGCCACUGCAGCAUGGAUGGCGUACUACAUCAACCACCCUCUCUACACUACAGCCUAUUACGGGCAGCAGCAGGUGAAUACAGGGCUGUACAUUUUCUUGUUCUGUCAAGUAGGGAAUUUCUCCAUACAUGUGGCUCUUCGUAACCUCAAACUACCAGGUUCAAAAUCCAAGAGGAUUCCCUACCCAACUAAGAAUCCCUUCACUUGGAUUUUUUGGCUUGUCUCUUGUCCAAACUACACGUAUGAGCUGGGCUCCUGGAUUGGCUUCACAGUGAUGACCCAGUGUGUGCCUGUGGCUUUCUUCACUCUCGUGGCCUUCAUCCAGAUGACUGUGUGGGCCAAAGGCAAACACCGCAGCUACUUGAAGGAGUUCAGAGAUUAUCCCACCCUGCGCUCCUCCAUCCUCCCCUUCAUCCUGUAGAGCCUGGCACAGUCAAAACAACAGUUGUUACACAUAUUCAGCCCUAUUGCUGAUCGAGUCCUUUUUUUCAGGGCCCCUCCAUUGUUCUGGAUGUCAGAAAAGUGUGCGCUAAGGUUAACUUGCACGGAUGGAUUUUGGUCAUAUGAUCUCCCUGUAACAUUUUCUUCAUGUCACUCCAUAACAAGUGGCGGCAGUUACUCUGAGAGUCUGAUGAAUGCACGUCUGUUACAGGCGAUGAAGCCUUCAGAGGUGAAUGCAACAAAGUCUUAAUUUUAUGUUGUGUGUAAUUUUAAAGCGACAAGAGGAGAGAAAGUAAACUUGGUACUUUUGUUAACAGGUUUGAUGAAGAGUGUUGUUUAGUUUUUGAAAUAUAUCAUUAUUUUCAAUGUUGGCACACUACUCCUAAUGGUUCACACUGAGGCUAAACUGCAUUGUUGAACUAGUGUGCAGCCUGGAGGUGACAACUUUUGGCCUCUGGGUCACAAAUUAUAUGCAGAUUCCUACAUAGGUUAACUGUAUUUGUGAUACGGGUUUAGGAAUGAUACAUUUGAGAACAACAUUGCAGACAGCAUGCCCAGACUUUAAAAAAAACCUCAACUAAACAAAAAAAAAUCACAAGGCAAUGACAAAGUUUGAGAAAUUGUUUCAGUCAUGAAUACACCAUCAGUGUAUUGUGUAUCUAGUAUUCAUUUUUUUUUUUUUUUUUUUGCAUUUUGAGCAUUGAGGAUUUGUUUCCCACUUAUUGUUUUUGUACUUAUCUUAAGAGUCGUGCAGACAGAAACUGAUGGUGCUUCCAAAAUUGGAUAAGGAGUUAUUCUCCGAGCUCUGCAUAGACUAACCCUCUGGUUUAAAUGCGGAACUUUGAUUCCAUUUUGUUUAUUUUGGAUACUUCAACAUUUUGAAUGCCUUAAAUAAUUUCACAGUCAUAGUUUAUCAGGAGUGACACAACUGUAGGGCAGGAUUUCUAUCUCAAGUGGACAGUUUGGUUGUUGUUUUUUCUACAGUAUUUAAAUGUGACUCAUCUUGGGCCAUCACUUUGUCGUACUUUAACACCCUCUCGAGGUGACACUGACCCACUGAAACAACUGUUUGGAUGCACAUUGUUAGUCACUCUAACUGUGACUUAAAUAAACAAGUGAGUGAACAGGGA
This is a messenger RNA of Labrus mixtus (cuckoo wrasse), 2584 nucleotides long. RefSeq names its product trans-2,3-enoyl-CoA reductase a (gene tecra). The record is from RefSeq and is a predicted model, not a curated record. Bases 406 to 1434 code for a protein of 342 amino acids. The transcript is spliced from 12 exons. Gene Ontology annotation, biological process: very long-chain fatty acid biosynthetic process. Gene Ontology annotation, molecular function: oxidoreductase activity, acting on the CH-CH group of donors. Lineage: Eukaryota; Metazoa; Chordata; Actinopteri; Labriformes; Labridae.